Messenger RNA from Drosophila guanche, 1206 nucleotides. RefSeq names its product zinc finger protein 37-like. Gene Ontology annotation, cellular component: nucleus. Bases 80 to 1039 code for a protein of 319 amino acids. The transcript is spliced from 2 exons. The record is from RefSeq and is a predicted model, not a curated record. NCBI's taxonomy places the organism in Eukaryota, Metazoa, Arthropoda, Insecta, Diptera, Drosophilidae. Gene Ontology annotation, molecular function: zinc ion binding; RNA polymerase II cis-regulatory region sequence-specific DNA binding; DNA-binding transcription factor activity. Gene Ontology annotation, biological process: regulation of transcription by RNA polymerase II.
ACAGCACUUUUCAUUUAUUCAAUUUUUCAUAACAAAAAACAACGCCACGGAAAUCAUUACAAAACUUUGCUGCUUGAAAAUGGCGAAGAUAUGCAGAGUUUGCAUGGGGACGUCAAGAGCAUUAACGAACAUUUUUGAUGAGAACCAAAAGAGGGACUCUUGUAUCGCUGACAUGAUAUCGGAGUGCACAGGGUAUGUGGUAGAGCGAGGAGAUUCACUACCAGAAAACAUCUGUCUACCCUGUCUUGGCGAUGCAGUGGGUGCAUUCAACCUCAAGAAAGCCUGCGAACGGAGCUAUCGAUUCCAUCUCACAGGGAUGGAUGAGGAAAGUGAAGAGGACAUGAAUGAUAAAACGAAUGAUGAAGACUGGCAUCCGUCAGAAAGGGACAGUGAGCAAUUGAACAGUUUUGACACCGUUCCAAUUAAACAAGUAAAUGAUACGGAUAACAGGAAUCAUCUGGAACUACCCUACAAGUGCCCAAAGUGCCCAAAAUCCUUUCAACAUAAAAACCAACACACCCUACACAUUCGCACUCAUAUGUUGGCGGACACUGCCGACAAACCCUUCAAAUGCACCGAUUGUUCGAAGGCAUUCUCAAUAUUGUACUGCCUUAAAAUUCACGCCCGUGAGCACUCAGCUGAACGACCCCUUCAAUGUCCUCUCUGCUCGAAGUCAUUUAAAGGAAGGGCGGAUCUUCUAGCACACAACCGUACGCAUAAAGCUACAUCUAAACUUGAUGGAGACACCACUCCUCACAUUCGUGGUACACCCUAUGAAUGCACUCGCUGCUUAAAGCUAUUCAAAAUGAAACAUCAUCUACAGGUGCAUAUGCGCUCUCACACUGGGGAGCGACCGUACAAGUGCACCCAGUGCCCAAAAACAUUUAGAUACAAAGACAAAUCCUACCAUAACCACAUACUUUCUCACACCAACGAUGAAAAGCAAGCGAUCCGGCAGUCUUCCAGAUUACAUUCGAAAUUGCUGGUGGAGCCCCUUCCCAAAGAAAUGUGUAACAUAAAAAAGGUCGGACAACAAUAAACAUUAUUUAUUUGAUGACUUUAUAAGACCUUUAAAUAGCUAUACAGAAAAACGGUUUGCAUUUAACUGCUGCUGAUAUGUUUACUGUGAACGUAACCAGGAUCUCUAUCCGAAAAUCUGCCUUGCUCCACUGGAAUCUGCUACUGCUAAUUUAUUAAAAACAUUUC